ACAAUGGUUGUUGCUGCAUUUGGAGGACUUGUUGGGCCUGGUAUGGUUGCUGCUGCAUUUGAAGGACUUGUUGGGCCUGGUAUAGUUGCAUCUGCAUUUGGAGAACUUGCUGUUGAGCCUGAAAAGGUUGAAUCUGCAUUUGAGAAGUCUGCUGUUGAGCCUGGGGUAGUUGCUGUAUUUGGGAUUGGGAAGUCUGAGUUUGAGGUAGUAGCUGAAUUUGGGAUUGGAAAGCCUGGGCCUGGGAUUCCUGAUCAAUAUGAGGUUGAAACUAAUUUAGCAAGAUUGUUUAUAAGAUGUAAAACCCAAUACCAACAAGCUGGUAAUAUUAAUUAUAAAAUUAGACCUUUGCCUUUUCCUAUAAUUGGUAACGCUUAUCUUUUUCGUGGAGAUUUAGCCGAAGUAUUUCUUAAACUUCAAGCGAAAUAUGGAACAUUAUUUGAAGUUUAUUUUGGUCCUAAGCGCAUGAUAUGGUUGGGUGAUGCAAAGUUAGUUAAAAAACUCAACGAUCCAUCUCCAAAAUCAAAUUUUCCAUAUCGUGCUAUAGGUCCUUGGAUUGAUGAAAUUAAAAUGACCGGCAUGGGAUUGGCUCUUAAUAAUCAUAUGAAUUCUUGGAGAUUUAAUAGGUCAAUGUUAGGUCGAAGUCUUAUGGUACCUUCACUCUUUCGACAAUUGGUUCAUAAAAUGGAAAUCACAUUUGCUGAAUUAGAAGGAUACUGGAUAAAGUUAUCAGGAGGAAAUAAAGUCAUGAAGACUGAUAUAGCUGAUUGGAUUUAUAAAUUUACAAAUGAUGUCAUUGUUCCUAUAGUUACAAAAAAACCUGCUGCAAAUAUGUUAACUUAUUAUAAUUAUCUUGCAAAAAAAGAUUCCAAUAUUACAUUCGAACAACAACAAGCUAUUGAAAUGCAUUAUAUACCACCGUUUACUUCUCUUAAUUCUAAAUAUUUAAAUAACAUAAAUUGGUUAAAUGAAUAUUUUAUUGAUAUGGUAAAAGUCAGAAGAAAAGAAAUUGAGAAUCUUCCAAAGGGAGAAACAUUAAGUUCGGAUAUUUUAACCUCCCUUAUUUGUUCUAACACACGUUUUGGUAUCCAAUAUGGUACUGAAAGUGACGAAUAUGAAAGGCCUAUGACGGAUGAAGAAAUUAUGCGAGUUACGAGUGAAGUAAUUACUGGUGGCACUAAUCCAGUUCAUAAUGAGAUUGAUAAAGUUCUUGGUAAAGACAUGAACCGACCUAUAACAUACGAAAAUAUUAUAAAAUUAAAUUAUAUCGAGGCUUGUUUUAAAGAAUCUUUACGAUUGUUACCAGUUAUCCCAUUUAUUUUUAAAGGAUCAGAUAAAGAAGAUACUAUAGCCGGUUUUAACUGGAAAGCGCAACAAGAAUUUUUUAUUCAUAGUUAUUAUAUACAUAAUUCUAAGGCUCAUUGGCGUGAUCCAGGAUCAUUCAUACCUGAAAGAUUCCUUGGUAAUGAAAAUAUUGAAGAAAAUAGUCAUUUACUAUUUGGUGGUGGACUUAGAAUAUGCCCUGGACGUCAACUAGCAUUAAAUAGUGCUAAAAUUUUUGUAGCUUUAAUCUUUAGAAAGUAUAAAAUUGAGUUAGUUGAUGACCAGUCAUUCUCAAAAGCUUAUAAUUUAGAUAAUAGAUGCGACAAGUUGAAG
Molecule: messenger RNA, 1653 nt
Organism: Racocetra fulgida
Lineage: Eukaryota; Fungi; Glomeromycota; Glomeromycetes; Diversisporales; Gigasporaceae
Source: the annotation of a GenBank genome assembly